Molecule: messenger RNA, 6563 nt
Organism: Cryptomeria japonica (Japanese cedar)
Lineage: Eukaryota; Viridiplantae; Streptophyta; Pinopsida; Cupressales; Cupressaceae
Product: histone acetyltransferase HAC1
Exons: 17
Coding region: 725-5938 (1737 amino acids)
Biological process (GO): positive regulation of transcription by RNA polymerase II
Cellular component (GO): transcription regulator complex; histone acetyltransferase complex
Molecular function (GO): histone acetyltransferase activity; transcription coactivator activity; zinc ion binding
Source: RefSeq, a predicted model, not a curated record
CCCGUUAGCACCCUGCAUGCUCAAAUCCUCUAUCAGUUAUUUUUGCAAGCAAACCAAAAAUCUAACGACUUGCUGAAAUGUUAACAAUUAAGAUUUUGUGAGUGAAUGUUACUAAUUUUCUGAGUGAAUGCAUUAUCCUACCAAUAGCUAAUUUUGUGGGGACAUUAUAUCAAAUUUCCCAUUCCGUCAACUCAUUUUAAUCUACUGAAUGCUUCAAUACCCUGUAUAUGAAUCCCACAAAAGUUAAGAUGUAUUCUUCACUGUGUAGUAGUGCCACUGUUUUCUGUCCUCUGAGAUAUACUGCGGAUUUAAUUAUUAUAAAUUUUUUUGGCGGGAGGCUUCGAGGUUGACGAAAUACUUCAAUAAAAGGCAUCAUUCAUUUUAGGAGAAAAUAUACUGAAUUUGGUUGGAAAGACCUUACGCAAAUUCUAGAUGAGAACCAAGAGAUUAUUUAGUAGUGGAAUGAGAAAUACGGUCAUAGGUGGUUCACCAAGGGGUGGCAUUUUGUAAGCUUUGGGAUUUUGGAAGCUAAGAGCAAACUUUUGUUCACUUAGCUUCAAGAUGAAGAAGUUGCAGUUAAGAACAUGGCAGUGAUUUGGAAAUGGAUUGGUGUUGAAGAAGUGUUAAAUGUGGGUUUUUGUAAUUAGAUACUGGUGGUAACAUUGCGCUUUUUGACAGCCUUGGUUAGUACUUUGGUAGAAUUCUAGUGGAAACGUAUAUCAGAAUGCAGGCUCAAUCACAUAUUCCCUGUCCUGGCUUGACACCACAGAAUGGAAGCAAUUUAUCUUCACAUAUUGGAGGCUCUUGGAGGGCUUGGAAAGGGGUCAGUGAUUUGCCCAACAUGCGAAAUUGUAUGUUUGACAAAAUAAUUGAACUUUUGAAACGGCAUAAAAAUUCCCCUGGUUUGGAGAAACAACUCUAUUAUGUUGCAAGGCAUUUGGAGGAAGGUUUAUUUAAAGAAGCUACUACAAAGGAAGAGUACAUGGACAUUAGGACUCUGGAAACACGAUUGCAAGCUUUUGCCAAGCGUUCCCAACAUGGUAAUUGUAACCAAAGGUUUGUCCCACAUUCUGUUUCUUCCAAUGGAACUGUGGGAACAAUGAUUCCAACUCCAGGUAUGUCAAAUACUGGAUUUGGACAUUCAGUGAUGGCAACUUCCAGUGGCAACAUUUCCAUGAUGCCAGUUCCUAGUUCAAAAACUUUGAUUUCUAAUCCUUCUGGCAUGGGAUGUAUGUUACCCGCUGGUAGUGGGUUUGAUCAUGUACAUUCUAAUAAAAUGAAUGUUUUGGCUAAUUCUGGAGACAAUUUGGCAUCUGUUCCGGGACCCCUAGGCAACAUGCCUCAAUGUCAGCAAGUAGUUGGAGGCAUGUCCAUGGGUGCAGCAAAGCAGAUAAUGUCUACAAUAGGUUUCAGGAGUCGGAUGAUUCCAACCUCUAGGUUAGGAAAAUCUCCUUCUGGUGGAAUGGGUUAUUCGAGUGUUAACUACAUAAGAACUUAUCCACAGAAAAUUAGUGGGGGUGCAAAUGGGCACUUCUAUCAGAAUAUGAGUGGUCAAAUGGGCGGUAAUAGCAUGCAGCAGAAAAAUUCUUCCUAUGAUUUAGUAAAUGGAAGCAUGAAUUGUGGGAUAUAUAUGGCAGAAAAUAAUCAGAAUUUGAUGAAUGGUACCACAGAAUUAUCCAAUUCAGGAGGCUACUCAAAUGCUUUGCAGUAUGGUAAUGUGCAACUGCAUGCUUCCUCAGACCAGAAUACCACUCAGCAGCAUCGACAAGGUCUUAUGCAGUCUGCAAUGACCAAUCUAGUGGUUCCAGUAUCUGGUGAUGGUUAUGCAAUGAACGCAGCUGAUCUUGAAGGUUCUGGAAACUUAUAUGCACCUGUAUCAUCCAGUGUACUUUCAGUAGCAUCUAGCUUGAAUGGGAAAUCCUUAGGGUUACAAUCAACACAAAUGAUACCUGUCCCUGGAUUGCCUUCACAGCAACAAAUAUUGCCAUCACUACAGCAAUGCCAACAGAAUCAAUCACAGAAAAUGAGUAGUCCGCAUGGGUUAUCUUUCUUGCCAAAGGGUCAAUCAAUUCAGUCAAAGCAGCAGAAGCUAAGGUAUCAGCAACACCAGAGUCACCAUCAGCAACAGCUACAUACAUAUCAACAGACACACAUGCAUCAACAAAUACAGCGUGGCCAACAACAACAGCAACUACCUGUAGAAAGAAGAGGUGCACUUCACAAUCAACCUGAAUUUAUGGUCUCUGGUCAGAAACAGGCAGGUACUAAAACACAUCAGAAUGGAGCACUAAAGAACGAAUUGGAAGAAAUAAAAACUCUUUCACUACCAACAAGCCAACAACAGCAGCGUACUGUAAACUUUAAAAAUUCUCAGCAUCUCAGUCAAGUACAAUCUCAGAAAUUGCACAAGCGACAGGUCUCAUCAAGUCAAGAUCAACAAGAAGAGUCCAAUAAUGUUUAUAAUGAUGUUGCAGCUCAAGUUAUGCCAGAAGUUUUGUUGCAAGGGGAGCAGGAGUUGCAAGCACAGGAGAAGCAUCAUCUUCCACAGCAAUUUUCUAGUAUAAUAUUGCAGCAACAACCAUCCCAGGAAAAAUCGCGACAGAUAAUGGAUCAAGAUAUGGUACAAGAACAGAAACCAUCACAAGAAGUUUCAGGUAUUGCUAUUACUUCAACUACAACAUCCCAACCAAGGCCUGGGACUGCUGGAUCCGCUUCUGGUAAUAUGCAGCCCAGUGUUAGUUCUGAACGACAGAAAAUGAAAUACUAUAAGCAACAAAUGUGGCUACUCUAUUUGCAUCAUGUCAGUAGAUGUAGAGUUCCAGAAUGCCAAACUCCUAAUUGCAUUGUAGGGCAAGAGCUGUGGGCACAUGUUACCACAUGCCGUGACACACAGUGUAGUUAUCCAUGUUGUCGUGGAUCUCGAAAGCUACUAAUUCAUUGUCAACAAUGCAAGAAUAAAAGUUGUCCUAUUUGUGGACCUCUUCGCCAUUCUAUUAUGAAACAACGUGCACAUGGUUGUGCUCAGUCAUCAAAUCUUGGGGCAAUAGAUUGUGUUCCAGCAAGUUCUGUAGUUUCUAUACGAGACUCAACACAGGAAGAACAACGUCCAAGUAAAAGAAGAAAGUUUGAACCUUCCUCUCCAUGUUAUGCACAUCAGGAAGCUGAAAGUGCAAUGGUAUCUGUGACAAGUCCAAGUGCGGUGCAAGCAAUUAUCCAAGUGGAUACUCAAGAUUUUCAUCCAAGUGGACAUGAUGCAGGUAUGAUGAAAUCUCAUGUAUUAAAGUCAUCCAAAGUAGAACCAAUAUCUGUGAAGAUAGAGCAGGCUGCAAGUCCACAACAAGGAUCUAGCCAAAAAUCUUGGGAAUCCAAGAAUGAUAUUUGUCAGAAUCCACAUGCUGAACAUGGGCAUAUACAAGGGCAACAGGUUAAGGCAGAACCUGCAAUGCCUUCUUCUGGAAAUGUCCCUGUGCAAGUUAAGCUAGAAGCUGUGCAGGUUAAACAGGAAACUAGAAUUGAUAUACCCCCCAUUGAUAAUUCAGCUUCCGAAAAAUUUGAUAAGUCAAAAAUCAAAGGUGUUUCUUUAACAGAGCUUUUCACCCUUGAGCAGAUACGGGAACAUGUUGAAGGGCUACGACAGUGGGGUUGGCAGAGCAAAGCAAAGGUUGAAAAAUAUCAGAAUAUGGAGCUCCGAAUGACUGGUGAAACAUGCCAGUUAUGUAAUUUAGAUACAAUUACAUUUGAUCCAUCCCCUAUUUAUUGUUCACCAUGUGGGGUCCGCAUCAAGCACAAUGCAUUUUAUUACCUUUUGGAAGCUGGUGAUACAAGACAUUGUUUUUGUAUAGCAUGUCAUAGUGAAAGUCGAGGUGAUUCAGUCAAGAUAGAUGGAAACACAUAUGCAAAGUUGAAGCUUGAGAAGAAGAAAAAUAUGGAUGAAAUUGAAGAAUCGUGGGUUUGUUGUGACAUUUGUGAAAAAUGGCAACAUCAAGUAUGUACACUAUUCAAUGGUAAAAGGAAUGAAAAUGAGCAGGCAGAUUAUACAUGCCCAAACUGUUACAUGGAGCAGAUAAAGAGAGGUGUACGGAAACCAUUACCGCAGAGUGCUGUUCUUGGUGCAAAGGAUUUACCAAGGACUUGCCUGAGUGAUCACAUUGAGCAAAGACUUUUUAGACGUUUAAAAGAGGAGAGACAGGAAAGAGCAAAAGCCCUAGGCAAGAAUUUUGAGGAGGUGCCAGGAGCUGAGGCUCUUGUUGUGAGAGUUGUAUCAUCUGUUGAUAAAGUACUAGAGGUGAAACAGCAGUUCUUUAAUAUGUUUCAACACCAAAAUUAUUCAAGUGAAUUUCCAUACAAGUCAAAGGUCCUCAUGUUAUUUCAAAAAAUUGAAGGUGUAGAGGUUUGUCUUUUUGGUAUGUACGUGCAAGAAUUUGGAUCAGAUUGCUCCCAUCCAAAUCAGAGACACAUCUAUCUCUCCUACUUGGAUUCUGUGAAGUAUUUUAGGCCGGAUGUGAAAACUAUGAAUGGUGAAGCUCUUCGUACCUUUGUAUAUCAUGAAAUUCUGAUUGGAUAUUUGGAUUACUGUAAAAGAUGGGGUUUGACUAGCUGUUAUAUUUGGGCCUGUCCUCCGCUGAGGGGAGAUGAUUAUAUUCUCUAUUAUCACCCUGAAACACAGAAGACACCAAAAUCAGAUAAACUCCGUGAAUGGUAUCUUAUGAUGCUACGUAAGGCCAGCAAGGAGGACAUUGUGGUGGAUGUAACAAAUAUGUAUGAUUACUUUUUUGUGUCUACUGGUGAACAAAAGGCUAUAAUCACUGCAGCUCGCUUGCCAUACUUUGAUGGGGACUACUGGCCUGGGGCUGCUGAGGAAAUGAUAAUGCAGAUUCAGAGAGAGGAAGCAGAUGGUCACAAAUAUCAGAAGAACAAAAAAAAUAUGACAAAGAGGUCCUUGAAAGCUGCUGCUCAAACUGAUUUUGCUAGCAACACUUCAAAGGAUGCUCUGUUAAUGAAGAAACUUGGAGAUUCCAUCCAUCCAAUGAAAGAAGAUUUCAUUAUGGUUCACUUGCAGCACGCAUGUACCCAUUGUUGUUUGUUUAUUGUUUCCAGCAAGCGCUGGGUUUGCAAGCAAUGCAAAAAAUUUCAACUUUGUGAGAAGUGUUACAAGGCAGAGCAAAAGCUUGACGGAAGGGAAAGGCAUCCUGUUAACAAUAGGGAAAAGCACCUGUUUUUUCCAAUUGAGGUGUCGAAUGUUCCAGCAGACACAAAGGAUAAAGAUGAAAUCAUGGAAAGUGAGUUCUUUGACACUCGUCAGGCAUUCCUACGCCUUUGUAAAGGAAAUCACUACCAAUAUGACACAUUGCGUCGUGCAAAACAUUCUUCUAUGAUGGUACUCUACCAUCUUCAUAAUCCUACUGAACCUGCUUUUGUGAGUACUUGCAACAUUUGCCAGCAUGAUAUUGAGACAGGACAGGGAUGGUGCUGUGAAAUUUGCCCUGAUUAUGAUCUUUGCAACGCUUGCUAUCAAAAACAUGAUUCUGUGAAACAUCCCCAUAGAUUGACAGCUCACCCAUUCCUAGCUGAUCAGGAUGCACAAAAUCAAGAAGCAAGGCAACAUUGGGUUCUGCAGCAACGGAAGAUGCUUGAUCUUCUUAUACAUGCUUCUCAGUGCAUCUCUUCUCCAUGUGCAUAUCAAAAUUGUCGGAAAGUUAAUGGCCUCUUUCGCCAUGGCACAAACUGCAAAAUCCGUGCUGCACAGGGCUGCAGCCUUUGCAAGAGGAUGUGGUAUAUUUUACAGUUACAUGCCCAAGCUUGCAAGGAAUCAGAAUGUCGUGUUCCUCGUUGCAAGGAUUUGAAACAGCACAUCCGAAGGUCUCAAAAUCAAAUGGAAUCACGGCGCAGAGCUGAUGUUAUGGAAAUGAUGAGAAAUCGUGCAGCAGAGAUUGCUUGAGAUACCCAUUCAUCACAUAUACGCUAGGCUUGAGUGGACUUUACAAACAAGAUGCAUCAAUUAAAUAAAAUUAAUUUAAAAAAAAAAAGAUUUCAAGACACUCUUUAGAACUUGUACACUUAUUGCUGUCAUCCUUAUAUAGUGCGUUUAGGAUGUGGGUCCUCAAAAUGUUAUCCAGGUAUUAAUGAACAAUGCAAAGACUGUAGAGCUGCAGGUAUGUUGGUUGAGAUGCGGUUUUCACAUAUAUUUUGGACACCUUGUGCUGUCCACUCUCUUAACCUCAUGUUACAAAAUUUGGGUAGGAAAAUGAAUUGGAUCAAGCAAAUUUAUAUUGAGGCUGAAGAGAUCAAAUGCUGAUCAAAAACCACAUGUUGUAGUUCAUUUUUAGAUCAUUUUUCACACCUGGAGUUGUUGAAGGUUGCUAAGACCUGAUUUGCAUGCAAUGAAAUCAUCUCGGGACAACUUUUGAAGGUGCGGGAACCAUUUUCUAGCGUGGUUAUUAGUCAAUGUUAGUCCCUAUGGAGGCAAUUCGAUACUGAGAGGGCAGCAAAUGUAAAGUAGAUGAUCCUAGGUUACACUUGGUGGGCACAAGUAGUGGAGUAUCUUCUUAAUUUUUAUUGCACCC